This is a messenger RNA of Macrosteles quadrilineatus (aster leafhopper), 750 nucleotides long. Its product is annotated as piggyBac transposable element-derived protein 3-like. Lineage: Eukaryota; Metazoa; Arthropoda; Insecta; Hemiptera; Cicadellidae. The transcript has a single exon. The record is from RefSeq and is a predicted model, not a curated record. Bases 1 to 750 code for a protein of 249 amino acids.
AUGAAAAAUAGAGUACCAAAAAAUACAGAUUUGGUCCCAGAUAAGGAAUUUAAGAAAAGUGAAAGGGGUUCCAGUCAAGUGUCUGUACGGGAAGAUGGUAAAAUGGCAGUCACUAAGUGGCUGGAUAACAAGCCAGUAUCUAUGCUGUCAACCAGUGAAAGCAAAGAACCACAACAUCAGGUAAAAAGGUGGAACAAAAAGGAAAAGAAAUAUAUCACUGUUAGUCAACCGGCAGUGAUAAAUUCCUAUAACAAGAAUAUGGGGGGAGUUGACCUGGCGGACAGAAUCAUGUCGUACUGCCCUAACCGCUCCAAAACUAAAAAGUGGACUAUAAGGUGCAUAAUGCACUUUUUUGACCUUGCAAUGUCUAAUGCAUGGCUGCAGAUGAGAGAGUUCAAGAGAAGUCAAAAUGUCCGCCCAAAAGACAUCCCCCAAUUCAGAGCUUUUAAACUGGCAUUUGGUGUACGCCUGAUCGAACAAAACCUUCAGGAUGAUAACGAAAGUUGUGGAUCUGAACUUGAAGAAUGUGACGCUGUCCAUGAUGUCGGGGAUGGAAGAAAGGUAGCAACACCUUCCAUCGAAGUACGAACAAGAGGCGCCAUCCACCUCCCACAAGUAACAACUGGAGUGCAAAAAAGAUGUCGCAGAAAGAACUGUGGAAAGAAAACAUCAGUGUUCUGUAUUAAGUGUAAUGUUUACCUUUGUCUAAUGGGAAACCGAAACUGUUUCUCAUCCUUCCACUCAAAGUAG